Messenger RNA from Chanos chanos (milkfish), 960 nucleotides. RefSeq names its product TBP-like 1 (gene tbpl1). Gene Ontology annotation, molecular function: DNA binding. The coding region runs from base 146 to 721 and encodes 191 amino acids. Lineage: Eukaryota; Metazoa; Chordata; Actinopteri; Gonorynchiformes; Chanidae. Gene Ontology annotation, biological process: DNA-templated transcription initiation. The transcript is spliced from 7 exons. The record is from RefSeq and is a predicted model, not a curated record.
CCAGGUUUUGUUUGAGUGCACUACCUUGAGCAGUGGUGAAAAAUGCUCACUUUGGGAAUAUCGAGAUUUUAAGGUGUACCUGAGACUGUGGUAUGCACAUGUAAAAGAGUGGGAAAGAAAGAUCUGUAUACUCUAAUCCAGCCCCAUGGAAGCUAGCAACGAUGUGGCGCUCGAUAUUGUCGUUACCAACGUCGUAUCAGUCUUCAGGACGAGGUGUCAUCUGAACCUACGCACCAUUGCGUUAGAAGGAACCAACGUCAUAUACAAACCUGAAGUUGGGAAAGUUCUGAUGAAGCUACGGAAGCCGAAGAUCACUGCAUCCAUAUGGUCUUCAGGGAAAAUUAUUUGCACUGGAGCUACAAGUGAGGACGAGGCUAAGCUGGGUGCUCGGAGGUUAGCUCGCUGCCUGCAGAAAAUCGGCUUCAAGGUGAGGUUCUCCGACUUUAAGGUUGUGAACGUGUUGGCUGUCUGUUCCCUGCCUUUUCAAAUCCGUCUUGUUGAAUUCACCAGAAACAACCGUCCCAUUGCCAGUUACGAGCCUGAGAUCCAUCCUGCAGUAUCAUACAAGAUCAAAAACCUCAGGGCUACAGUGCAAAUUUUCUCUACUGGCAAUAUCACCAUUACAGGACCAAAUGUCCAGAGCGUUGCCUCUGCAGUGGAACAGAUCUACCCUCUACUGUUUCAGUGUCAGAAAACACACACACAUAUACACGUCGUUUGAAAGAGAAGAGCACCUUAUCAGUGAAUGUGGCUUUUACCCAUUGUACUGUAUAUCCGAUAGGCAGCUUCCACCUUGUUAUAUAUGACACUGGACAGGGCUGGUCAUGUGGUUUGAAAAUGCAUGCGUCCUCCCGCCCACCUGAGAUCUGAUUGGCCUCCCCCCCCCCUUCACGUUUGAUUGGCACUUUUUCCAGAGAAAGUCUUCAGAACACUUCCAUGUGUCUUCAACGUUUUGUAUUU